Molecule: messenger RNA, 1254 nt
Organism: Caenorhabditis remanei
Lineage: Eukaryota; Metazoa; Nematoda; Chromadorea; Rhabditida; Rhabditidae
Exons: 3
Coding region: 1-1254 (417 amino acids)
Source: RefSeq, a predicted model, not a curated record
AUGCACUCAUUUCAGUUCUUCUUCAUCACUUUUUUAUCGUUCCUUGUGGUAUUUUCCGUGAGCGACCCAAUUUGCAAUAAUGGAUUCACGUUGGUCAACUCAUCGAAAUGUUUGAAACUGUUCACUGGUCCGGUUAGACAUCGCGCCGCUGAAGCGAGUUGUGCGGUUUAUGGCGGGACUCUGGUCACUAUAAGGAAUGCUGUUGACAACCGCGCAGUCUCCACAUUCGUCGGUAACACUCCCGGUCUCAGCUUCUGGAUUGGUGUCUACUGCCUGACUAACGAUCCGUCGACGUGUUAUUUUGAUGACGAUUUGGGAACGGCUAGCUCCUAUAACAAUUUCGCAAAAGGUUUUCCAGUUGUGGACCUUGGUGGUUGUGUGUACUCGGCGGCAGCUGGAACUCUAGCUGGACAAUGGAUUAGUGCAGAGUGUGAAGAUGUCGAGAUGGCUUAUGUUUGUGAGAUUCCCACUACGAAGACAGACCCCUGCGCCCACAACUACAACGGCUACUGCUACCUGAUGUCCCACGAGAACUCCACCUCCCCAACUAUGCCAUUCACCUCCGCUGAAGAUUCUUGCCAUCAAAACUGCGCGGAGCUAGUCUCUAUCCACUCGAGACGAGAGCUAACCUACAUUCAAAGUCUCUACAGUACCCCAAACAUCUCUGCAGUCCUGAUAGGAGCUCUCACCACAUCCCCACUAACUCCCUACUGGGUAGAUCAAUCGAGAUGGGAUUACGGUCACGUCAGUCCGCGGAGUGGCUCAACAGGGAGUUGCUUUCAAAUGGCAGUGAAAACCGAUGGUACCUGGUAUCAAGUGGAUUGCAAAACCAGCCAGUACUUCUUGUGUAAACGUCCGACUGGAGUCACCUGUAACUCUACCCCGGCACCGCCCGUGAUAGUGACACCUGCACCGACUAACCCGACCGGUUGUAAUUCAACAAGUCUCUUUGAUUCCGGGAGAAUCACCUCACCGAAUUAUCCCAGUGCUUAUCCGAUCCCAUCGCUAUGUAACUACCGGUUAAGCACCCUGGGCGCCUAUAGAAUUGGUCUAUAUUUCACUGGAGUGUCUACCUAUACCAAUUAUGGUUAUGUCUACGUAUACGACUCGAAUGGUGCCCGUCUGGCAGCACUUACCGGGUCAGUUGGUGCCAACACGUAUUACAGUACUGCUAACACUAUGACAGUCACCUUCACGUCUGGUACCUAUGGUAGUGGUUACAGUGGAUUUGCUGCUAACUUUUUGUCUUUUUAA